AGAAAAAAAUAGUUUCAGUACUUAUAUAUAUUAAGAAAGACACACCUGUUAUGACUUAAAAAAUAAGACAUGAUCCCAUUUCCUCAGCACACUUGUAUUAUAAAUGUUUAUUCUGCUCCAGCACACAGACCUGGUUAAAAGGGGCUGAAACACAGCCAUCAAACCAUUUGUCCAUACACCUUGUAACCAGGGAUUAGCAAAGGUUUUAGGAUGGCAUUCAAACUAAAAUUCUUGUUUUAUUCAGGUUUACAGUAUAGUACAUAUUACACAGUACAGUGACAUAUUAUUAUACACUGCUGUUUAUACGUGGACAAUAUUCUUAAUAAAUGAUACAAAAUUCGAAACAUGUACAGCUGCGUAAACCCCUCCUUCACCCCAGCUCUCCCAGCAGGAUCCGCAGUUUCUCAGGCAGGUGUGGAAACUGCGUCUGCGUCAACUGACUCGAGAAUUUAGAAUUCUCUCUCUCAUUACACUAAAUAGACACACACCCUCAGAAGAUGGAUGCCCUAAACUGAUUUGUUGUACAAUUUAUAGGUAGCUAUAUGGUGGAAUCAAAGAUUUUUGGUGCAAUCUGGUUUGAAUGUGCGUAUUUACUGCUGGGCGGAUGUACACAUCCAACCGGAACAGAGAAAGACCAAUGCGAACAGAGGAGGGCAGAUUCAAAUAUUUACAGUUGGGAAGCUAAAUGCAUUAACCGGUUAGUGUAGUAACAUUUUCGGUUGUAUAAAUUUACAACAUUGGAUAUAGGCCUACGAUCUCAUGUGUGUGUUUGCAUUGCUUUUUUAACCAAGCUGACAUGUAGUGAUUUUUGGUUUGUAAAUAAACGAUCUUACACCAGAACCUUUCUUGGGACGACCAUUUCGUCCCGUUUUUUUUUCUCCAGAGCAUCGUCGUGCCGGUGUUUUUUUUCUCACUGUCUUUCCUUAAAGGCACUUGGAUUUAUUGCAACAUGGACAACAAGGAAGUAAGUCAGGGUCCCACAACCAAAGGUGCAACAGUAUGCAACCCUGGCAAAACAGGCAAUGUAAUUCCUAUUGGGAACCAGCUAGCUCGAACGCCAUUGGCCUCUUCAACAAAGAGGCGGACCUCACAGAAAGCUGUGCCUGCUGGUGAACAUACAAGUUCUAAGAAGCUGCGGCGUAGCAACAGAAGAACUGCCGAAGAAUCUCACACUUCCAGUAGGCUCACUCCAGGUGAAGAAGCGAUCAGUCGAGUUGGCCAGGGUCGAAAUUCUUCAAGAAAGGAGAAGUUGCAGUCCUCAAUUGUGCAUGUGUCAGGAGACAACGAAUGCAGGCCGGUAAGGAGGUCAAGUAGAGCAGCUUAUCUCUCAGCAUCGAACCCCAGGGAGGGUAACCAGUCUUCAAUCGUGGAAAAGAAGAGCGAGUCCUCUACAAAAGAGAGCAAAUCUCUAAGACGAUUAAGUCAACUUCCAGUUCAAGGGUUUAAUGCAAUGGACACAUCGGGCAUAAUCAGAGGAAUGCAAGGGAAUAAUUGGACUGAGGCUGACUUGGAAUUUGUGCAACGAAUGAAAAAUGAGAAGUUGGUGAUGCAGUUAAAGGAAGAAUUAAAAAGGCUGCAAAGGGAGCUGAAAGAUGAAAUUCAGAAGAAGGAACUGUUGUGGGCACAAAAAGAAAAGAUCCAGACAGAUACAGUGAACAUGGAAGAGACCGUUGAUAGAACAGUGCAGCUUGGGAGAGCCUUUCUGUGCAGGAAGAUGGACCCCAGCAUUGUUGAGCCUCUUUGCCCAGAAUCGGUACUGAAACAGCUGAGUGUUGCCUCUGUGCAGCAGGUUAUCCAGCAGGAAACGGCAAAACUACAAGCUCUGGAGGAAAAACUGACAGGCGAACAAAAGCAGGCUAGCCAUCAGAUCAAGCAGCUACAAAUAGAAAUGAGAAACAAGGAAAUGUAUUAUCUUGAAAAGAUAAAAUCCCAUAAAGAAAGGGUCCUGAUGGAGCAGGAACUUGUGGAUAAUCUCAAUGAUCAGCUGUCAGAACUACAGGAAAAGCUGUCAGAAACUCAGGAGCAUUUUAAAAGCAUGAAGAGCCAAAUAGAGGACUUGCAGGCAAAACGAAUGGAGAACUACAGUGGAACAGUGAAUAUGGCAAAGAUUGAACAAAGAUUAAAGAGACUUGAACGACGAAAAGAGCUUUUUCUGGAAAGACGGAGAAUUAUGCAGAGGCUUUGUUCAAUGGACAGAUAAAGCUAUGGGUGUAAUGUGUAAAAUGUUCGUACAUCUUCCAUGCUGGUUGUAGGGAUAUCAUUGAGAUUUUUUUUUUUUUUUUAAUUCAAUUUCUGCAGGGUGGAACAAAUAUAUGUAUAUACAUAUACAUAUAUAUAUAUACAUACACACACACACACACACAGUGGUUUGCAGAAGUAUUCACUCCCUACCAAUAAUGUCACAUUUUAUAGAAUUAAAAAUAAUUUAUGCACAGUUUUUCAAACAAACUUUUUUUAUUCAAAGCUGUAGUGGUUAAACUGAACCCUGUUAUAUGAGGAGGAGGUUAAAUGUCAGCAAAACUUGCAAAGAAAAUGUACAAAAUGAAGUUUACUUAUGCAACCAGUAUUCACCCCUUUAAGUCAGUACUUGGUAGAAGCACCUUUUACAGCAAUUACUGCUAUGAGUCUUUUUGGAUAGGUCUCUACGAGCUUUGCACAGUAGGAUGGUGACAUUUUUGCCCAUUCUUCAUGGGAAAAUUGCUCCAGUUCUGAUGAGUUUAUUGGGGAUUGUUGAUGGACUGCAAUCUUCAAGUCUUGCCAUAAAUGUGCGAUUGGAUUCAAGUCAGGACUUUGACUGGGCCACUCAAGAACAUUAAUUCUGUUCUUGUUCAACCACUCCAGUGUGGCUUUGGGUCAUUGUCCUGCUGAAAUUCGCCUGUACUUAGCACAAUCCAUGCUCCCCUCUAUCCUGACAAGCUUCCCAGUCCCUGCUGAAAAGAAGCAUCCCCAUAACAUGAUGCUGCCACCACCAUCCUUGACAGUUGGGAUGGUGUUGACUGGGUGAUGGGCAGUGGCUCUGUGUCUCUCUACCACUUUAUCCCUGACUUGUUUCGAAAGCUCCUUGGUCUUCAUGGUUGCUUUGUUGGAUCACUGUGAGUUGCAGCUUGAAAGUCUUUAUAUACCUGAAGGGAAUUAUCUACAAGUUAAACCACUUUGAGUACACACAGGCUGAAACCAUUUCACUAAUUUUGUGACCUUUCAAAGAAAUAAUUUGCACCUGAGCUGAUUUAGGGCUGCAGUAGCAAAGGGGUUGAAUACUUAUGUAACUGAGAUUAAUCUGUUUUUCUCUGUAAAUCUUAUGUUCUAUAUGCAUUUUUUUUAACUUUAUCAAUGUGGAGUAGUUUGUGUAGAUUCUACAUUCUAAUUUGAAAGCGUAGUGGAGUACGCUGAGGUGACAACAAAAUGUGAAAACUUUGCAGGGGCGUGAAUACUUCUGUUUCCACUGUGUGUGUGUGUGUGUGUAAUAUAUAUAUAUGUGUGUGUGUAUAUAUAUAUAUAUAUAUAUAGUUAAAGGUUAAUACAAAAUUGGGGUUAACUUAAAAAAAAUAAAAAUAACAGUGCUUACUUUUUUGUUUUUGUAGAUUUAGUAUCAGACCCUCUCAAUUUUUACCAUCAAACGAAUGGGUUUUACAAAAGCUAAGUCGGUAUUUAUCGAUUUUCACCAAGAAAAUCCAUGACUUAUUCAAUAGAUAGAUUUAUGUAAAUAAAAGUUUAAAUUUAGUGUAAUAUGGGGCUGUCUGUUAAACAUACUAAACUGAAGUACUGAUACAGGUUAAUUUCACCUGCUUGCAUUCACAAAGAAUAGAAAACUGGGAAUUUUUAAACUGAUAAAUUCCCGGGAAUCUUUACAUAAAAUAAAAACUGAAAAUUAAAGAGCCUUGAGUAUAUCGUUACGAGCACCGACAAACUUAUUGGCACUAAACUUAAUAUAAGAUAAUUCAAGAAAACAAGCAUUUAGUGAACAUUAGCCACUAAGUAAUAUGGCGAGGGCCAAAAAUACACCAUUUCUUGUCGUUUAACAAACAAUCCUUACAUUUAUAUAAAGUAUUUAAGCAGUUUCAAAUAUUUGUUUAUGACAAGUUUUGCCAACACAGCAGAUUAUGGUUAAGACAAAGGAGUUAGAUUCACGUUUGAGAAAAGCACACAUCACAAACUACACCAAAGGAAAUGGCUACAUAACAGUAUAUAAAAUAUGGAAUAUCAAAAUCCACAAUCCACAUCACAAUCAAGAAGUACCACAGAACAAAUUAAACUGAAACGCUUGAAAGAAGUGGACAUCCAAAGAAAAUUACGGGUACAGGAGGUAGGAGAAUUGAGCAGCUAAAAAAAAAAAGAUUAAAAGCCGACAAUUUAGAGAAAGAUUAAGAAGCAUCAGCAAAAUAGUGCACAAAAGAACUGUACAAAGGGAUUCUAACUAAUCCAAACCCCAUCUUCAAUCUCAACCCUAGCUUCAAUCUUAAACCUAACUCCAUCCCUAACCCUAGCUGCAAACCUUACUCUAUCUCCAACCAUAACUGUAACCUUAGUGCCAAACCUAAUUUUAGCUUCAACCACAACCCUAGCUCCAAUCCUAACCCUGGAUCCAGCUCUAAAGGUAACGCUAACUCCAAUGUAACUCUAACCCUAGCCCUAAACUUCAGCCUUAACCCUAGCUCCAACCCUAAUCCACAGCCUAAUCCUAACUAGCUCCAUCACUAAAGCUAAUCCUAGCUCUGACUCUGACAUUAACCCUAACCCCACUUCUGCAAAGUACAAUGAUACCAUCUGCUCUUAUGCUGAUUGACAGACUGUUUAUCUUCAAACAUGACUGACCUAAAGCAUACAGUUAAGUCAACUCUGGAAUUCUUGAUGAAAAUGAAGAUUAAAGUUAUGGAAUGGCCUUCGCAAUCCCCAUAUCUCAAUCCAAUAGAAAUGCUUUGGAAUGAUCUGAAAAAAAAAGCGUAUUGUGUACCCAAUCUUCUGAGCUGAAAGAAAUAUGCAAGACAGAAUUGACCCAAAUUUCACAAGAUGUAGCACUAAGAAUUAUCGUAAACAUCUGAAAGCUGUAAUAAAAGCAAAAGGACACACAAAAUAUUUAUGAUUAUUUGUUAAUUUACUAGAAAUUGUGUAUUUUUCUUUGUUUUAUUAAAAAGUGGUUAAAGUGUAUUAAAUGCUUGUCCUUAAUCUGUUACCUUGAAAAUUGGUAUAAGCAUAGGGUGCCAAUAGUUUUGUCCGUGUCUGUAUAUUACACGUACAUAUCCCCAGGUGGCAGCAUUACCUCAAAUUUGUUUUUAAUAAAGGAUUUCAGGAAAAUGAAAA
Acipenser ruthenus (sterlet) is the source of this 5298-nucleotide messenger RNA. RefSeq lists its product as uncharacterized. Lineage: Eukaryota; Metazoa; Chordata; Actinopteri; Acipenseriformes; Acipenseridae. The record is from RefSeq and is a predicted model, not a curated record. The transcript is spliced from 9 exons. Bases 950 to 2200 code for a protein of 416 amino acids.